Messenger RNA from Myripristis murdjan (pinecone soldierfish), 3086 nucleotides. It is a transcript of the gene rnf208, whose product is annotated as ring finger protein 208. The transcript is spliced from 3 exons. The record is from RefSeq and is a predicted model, not a curated record. Gene Ontology annotation, biological process: protein ubiquitination. Gene Ontology annotation, molecular function: ubiquitin protein ligase activity. The coding region runs from base 1954 to 2739 and encodes 261 amino acids. NCBI's taxonomy places the organism in Eukaryota, Metazoa, Chordata, Actinopteri, Holocentriformes, Holocentridae.
CAUGCAUGUGUGAUAGAGAGAGAUAGAGAGAGAGACAGAGACAGAAAGAGAGAGAGGGAAGGAGGAGGGGGCAGAAUAAGCCACAUGCAUAAGGAGGGAGCUAGAAAUACACAGAGAGGGUGUUUGUGUGUGUGUGUGUGUGUGUGUAUGCAUGAACACGCUGCGCAUGUGUGACUGUGUGUGUGUGCACAGAGGCGCAUUGACUGGAGCAGACGGCGGAGGAGGAAGAGCAGGGGUAAUGAACGGCAGCUGAGACAGAGGGGAGAUAACAACAGAGGACAAGGAAAGGAGGAAAGGAGAAGCAGGCUUAGCUGAAGACCGGAGGCUUGGAGACUAAAAGAAGGAGACGGGCUGGAAGAAGGAGACAGCGCACAUCCACACUGAGAAAGGCUGCACAGAGGCACAGGUCAUUACACAGUGUGCGCUGAAUAAUUUGACUGGCCGAGGACGAGGGAGAGAAAAAGAGGGAUGGAGAAAGAGAUACCAGACGGAGCCGCUCAGCCACAGCACAGAGGAGAGGCAGUGAGGGUGGGAGAGUGAAGGACAAAGGUAGCAGAGAGGUGAGGAGGAGAGGAGAAGAGAAGGAUGCACCGCUCGACCAGAGAGGCUCAAGACGUGACGCAUCCACCUUGCAACAGCUUCCUCCAUCUUACAUCUCUUUCAUCUUUUCCUCCCUCAACCCCUGCCUUCUCCCCUUCACCCUCCUAAAAUCACAUGAACAGGAGAAAGCAUCAACAACAUCGUCAGCAGCUACAGGCACAGAAACGACAAGAGGAACAUGGAGGUGAAUACAGACUGGAGGAGGAAAAGUGCGUAGGCACCUAGAUAGCUGGACUAAAGGCCUCGUGAGGACAGCAACUGGGAGUUGAAUCAAUGCAAAAGUGAGACAAGCACAGAGGCAUUCUUCAGCCUGUUAUCAGGCCUUUGGCUCAAGUGGGAGGACUCCGUCUGAAAGUCAAGCACCCCUUCAUUCCCACCUUUGAGGAAUUCAGGAGAGUUGGAGAAAGGAGGCGGGGGGUCAUUCCAACAGCUUCCCCUUACCUCUGAGACAUUGUAGAACACCUCCCAAAAAAAGACUUCCCUCUUAUCAGCAAACCACGGAGAGGGUCGCAGAUCACCUGACCAUAUUGGACCAAAAGCAGAGAGAGGACUCUGAAGGUUGUUGUUUGUUUCUCACACACUCAAUCCCAGGCUUAACACAGCCUGAGCCUAAAACAGGAAGGAAGUGCUGGUUUCAGCAAGAAACAAACCCAAAGCCUAGUUUGAGAGGGCAAGAGUUUCCUCUGGCAGGGCACAGGAUACAGCGUAAGACAAUACCUCUUGAACCUCUCUGAACUGCCUGCCUCAGUCCCUCUACUUUGUGAAUGCAGAAAUCCGCCAAACUCUACUGUACUGUAUGUGUAUAUGUGAAAAUCUAUGUACAUUUGAGAUUAUUUAUUGGUGUUAUCACUGAGUGAGAACAUAUCUUUGUGUUCUAAUAAUCUGUCAUUGUGUAUGAAUAUACAUUUCUGCAGAUAGUGUGAGUACAGCAUUAGAGCAGCACAGGAACAUCAUUGUGUAUUAGUAAAAGCAACAAAAAACUACCUUUAAGUAGUUAACAUUGGUCAACUACCACUAGUUAAUUACUGUAACCACUAAGCUAGACUGUGAAAACCAUCUGUGCUUAUCGGCUGACAAAGUGAAUACUGAGUGACUGCUACAGAUUGUAGUGCUGUGGCUGUGCUCCUUUACCUGUCUACCCCUCACAAAGGCAGAGAUACCCACCAGGGAGGAUCUCUGAGGGAAUCAUGGACAGAGCCAUCCGUCCCCACGUCCCCUCGAAUGGCUGACUCUGAGAGCUUCAGAAAACCGCGGAGCCCAACUUCAUCCCUGUGCCCAGACCUUGGCAGGGGUGCCCAGCGCUGAUUGCAGCCACAGCCCCUCUCUCUCAGACACAGACCUCCAAACGAGCGAAUGUCCUGCCUCAGGCGCCAGACUGUCACCAUCCCCAUGGACACCGUCAAGAUCAUCCAGUCGGAGAAGUUCCCCAGAGAGUGCCCUGUGCCCGUCACCCAGCCGCGCUAUGCUCCUCCACCCAGAGUGGCGUGGGAUGGAGGAGGUGAGGGGGAGAUAAUUGUCAACCAGGCCUGCAGUGACCUGACCCUGGAGAUGACGGGCACCACCAUCGCCCCUCCUCGGCCUAUGGUGUCACCCCCCGCCCCUGUGACCCGCAGGGAGCAGAGCUUCCUGGCCCAGCGCAAAACCAGUGCCAAUGAAAUCUGCUACCACCAGUUCCACUACAAGAUGGAGGACGUCAUAGUCAACCAGUAUGUGCUGCGAUCCUCCUCCACGUCCUCCUCCACUUCCUCCUCCUCUUCAGGACCCGUCAUGCCCUGCGAGCCCUUGGACUGCCCGACCUGCGGGCACACCUACAACUUCGCAGGCAAGCGUCCACGCAUCCUCUCCUGCCUGCACUCGGUGUGUGAGGAGUGCCUGCAGAUCCUGUACGAGUCUUGUCCCAAAUACAAGUUCAUCUCCUGCCCUACAUGCCGGCGUGAGACAGUGCUGUUCACUGACUAUGGCCUGGCUGCUCUGGCCAUCAACACCAGCAUCCUGAGCCGCUUGCCCUCUGACCCCAACGGGCCUGUGCAAUGGGGUGGCGACGCCGACCGCAGCUGCUACCAGACUGUGCGCCAGUACUGCCAGUCAGCCUGCACCUGCCAGAUCGCCAACCCCUUAUCCUCCUGUGGCAUCAUGUAGACAAGGGUGACACUGGCAUGACUCGACGCUGCCCCACUCUUUUCUUCUACCCGCUACCCUAUCUGCCAAUCCCUCUAUCUCUCACAUACAUAAAUCCCUCCACAGACGUAUCUCUAUAUAUUUAAUAGCACAGAUGGAUGCUGUGUGGGACUAAUGGAUGCUGAAGGACACUUGCAGAUAAACAGGGAGAAAUAUAGUAAAUAAAUGUAUUUUAUGUAUGGACUGAAAUCCUAUUCACCCUCUCUUGUUUGGAUGUGUUUGUCAUUGACAUCUCUUUACAUGGGAAUGCCAGGGGAGAAGUAUCCCCUCAACCUAGGUGAAUAAAGAUUAAACAAAUGAGAAAACUC